Pygocentrus nattereri (red-bellied piranha) is the source of this 2098-nucleotide messenger RNA. RefSeq lists its product as uncharacterized. The coding region runs from base 5 to 721 and encodes 238 amino acids. The record is from RefSeq and is a predicted model, not a curated record. NCBI's taxonomy places the organism in Eukaryota, Metazoa, Chordata, Actinopteri, Characiformes, Serrasalmidae. The transcript has 5 exons.
GCUAAUGGCUGAAACGUAUUGCAGCCAACGCCUCUCAAUUAACAUUGAUAAUAAAACAGUUAGUGAGUUAAAAAAUGAAUGGCCCUACUUGUUUGAAGCAACUCAUUUCUUUGAUCACACUGAAAGACUGCUUGGCAUCCCUGUUCAAAGAAAGCUGGCAGAGGAACUGUCAAAAAAAGGAAGAACAAUAGUGAACUUUUUAAUGCAAACAAAAGUGACUCAGUUUGCAGUAAUGGAGGAAUUGCUCAAAGACCCACUGAAACUGCUCUCCAGCAUUGGCAGGUACCUUGGUGAUAAUACCGAGGUGCUGCUGAUCCAGAAAGAGGGUCUCAACCCUACCACAUUGAGCUUGCCAAGCACUCCAUGUGUCAUCAUCCUUGGUAAUAAAGACUUUCAGAUGGCAGUGGACCAGACAGUUGUCAAUGAUCAUCUGUGCUGCCCAUUGACAGCAUUGAGCUAUCUGUUUAGUCUCUUCUAUGUUCUCAACAUUCAAUACCCAAAGGAUGCAGCAUUGUCACUGGAGUUUAUUCAGAGAAGUCUCCUGGGGAUCAGUCCUGGACGAGGGACCAAAGUGGAACAGAAAGGAAAAAAGCAGCACAAGAAACACCCUAAGCUACUGAAGUUCCUCUCUGAACUGAGUGACUAUCAAAACCCAUGGACAAUGAAGAUCUACAUAGGUCUGCCAGAACUUCUCAGUGACUUCCACAUCAUUCUACUGUAACAUGUUUAUGGACAUGACCCUCCAUGAAACAGCUUUGAUUUAUUUGAUUAAUAGUAAUACUUUCAAUAAUAAUUUUAUUUUAUUAAUAAGGGGGUAAUAGGUGGACUUUGCCCUCUAAAAAGAUGUUGCUGUGCUGUUAUACAACCAUCUUGUGUUCCACUCAGAAUGCUCCUCUUCUAUCUGCCGAAAUGCUGGAGGGCUAUCUAAUUCUAAUGAAACCCUUAAGCUUCAUGCCCAUGUGUAGCAAGUGUGAGGAGCAGUAGAUAAAAUCAUUGGAGACCACAUAGGAGAGGGUUCAGUGGCUCUCCAGGCAAAAGUCAGCAAAAGGGCAGAGGCCAUGUCUCAUGUUGUUUUGCUGUGCCUAAUAUAGGCAUCUUACCAAUUUCUUUUCUUUUUUUUCUUCACAUUCCCAGAUUUUUAAACAUGCGAAAGCAGGAAUACUUGAUUUAUUCGUUUCUGUUUUGGGUGUAUGUUAGUUAAAAUCCUACCAAUUAGACUUGAGUCGCAGACUUGCACUGUACAAAUGUGUCAUAUUUAAUAAGAAUAUAUUUAACUAUAUAUAUUAUAUAAUAUAUUAAAAUAUAAGCAUAUAUUUAACAAAAUGUUAUACUGAAGCCUCAACAACUACAUAUGUCAUCAGCCUUUUCAGUGUUUAGUGUGUCCACUCUUUGCCUUUAUUACAGCUUCCAGUAUUCUCGGGAGACUUGCUUUUCGAAAUCCACAGGGAUCAUUUUCAAAACCUCCAAAGUUCACUUUUAGAAGUUGAUCACAUUCUCUCCUUCUCACGAAUCUAAGAUAUCCAAAUAUGUUGAGGUCUGGACUGGGAUAGCCAGUCAAUUGUUCUAAAAACAUCAGCAGCUUCUUUGAUUGAUUUGCAAAUUUCUUCUUAGUUUUCCAUUUCCUUCUCCGUAACGACUACUUAUUGAUAGAACACCUGUGGGUUUUUUCAAAUCUGAUGUAAGAGAGGAUCUUUAUUUUCUCUCUUUCAGAGAUGAAAACUUUAAGUACUGUUUAUCUGUUUGUGACAGUUUUUAUGGUCUAUGGUGUUUCAUGUUUAUUGGGAAUCUCCUUUUCUCUGCAUCUUGUUGUUUGAACUCUAGUUUUCCAUUUCCUUAUGCAAGUGGAUUGUGUUGUCUGUUGUCCCAUUCUUCAGAAAUAUCUCCUGAAAAAUUAAUAGCAUGUACUUACUGGGUUGUUGUUUACUUCAUGUACUUGUCUGACAUUCACUUUGGAAGAUGUGAUCAAAGACAUUUACAAAAAACACAAAGUGGCAAACAUCAGGGAAAAGAGGAUAAUUACUGUAUCUGACGGGAUACAGUGUUUACAGUCUAUACACCUAUGUGGAAGUUUGUUUAUAAUAAAAAAAUGUGCAUUGCA